Xiphias gladius (swordfish) is the source of this 1811-nucleotide messenger RNA. Its product is annotated as PI-PLC X domain-containing protein 1-like. The record is from RefSeq and is a predicted model, not a curated record. Gene Ontology annotation, biological process: lipid metabolic process. The coding region runs from base 124 to 1152 and encodes 342 amino acids. Gene Ontology annotation, molecular function: phosphoric diester hydrolase activity. NCBI's taxonomy places the organism in Eukaryota, Metazoa, Chordata, Actinopteri, Istiophoriformes, Xiphiidae. The transcript has 7 exons.
UUUCACAUCCGGAAGACUUUGUAAACAAACGGUGUUUGAAUUCAACAAUAAAGCGAAAGGGGCAAUGUUACACCUCCGCCAUGAGACGAGAGGAAAGACGGCGACGUAUCCCGGGUGAAGAACAUGGAGGACGAACGGCGGCAACAGCCGGGAGGGAACCCGGACUGGAUGUCCGGUCUGCCCGAGGAGCUGCUGGAUGUCCCGCUGUGGAACCUGGCCAUACCCGGGAGCCACGAUAGCAUGUCUUUCUGUCUGGACGUGUCCUCCCCGGUGCUGAGGUCGGAGCCCUGCCUCCUCCGAGUGAUCGACCGGCUGCUCCCCUGCUGGACUCGCCCGUGCGUUUACCGCUGGGCCACCACGCAGCAGUCGGUCCUCAGCGAUCAGUGUGAUCUCGGUAUUCGGUUCCUGGACCUGCGGAUCGCCAGGAAGCCGGCAGGAGGCGGCAAGCUGUUCUUCGCCCACGGCAUCUACACGCUGAUGACCGUCAAGGAGGCUCUGGGUGAACUGGCCACCUGGCUGGACGCUCAUCCUAGAGAGGUCGUCAUCAUUUCCUGCUCGCAUUUCGAGUCGCUGACUGACGAGGACCACGCCUGUCUUGUGGAGUACAUCAUCACGCUGCUCGGAGAAAAACUCUGCUCCUCACAGGACACUCCCACGCUGCGUUCCUGUUGGUCCAGAGGUCAGCAGGUCAUUGUUUCCUAUGGAAACCAGCAGGUGGUGCUGCAGCACCCAGAGCUGUGGACCGGAAUCCCUUACUGGUAUGCGGACAGCCCAGACCCCGAGAGGGUGAUCGCUUACCUGGAGGACCAGAAGCGCAGAGGAAGACCAGCUGGUUUUUACGUCAGCGGCCUGAACCUGACAGAAGACGCCCCCUACGUCCUCCUCCAUCCCCUCCAGAGCAUGAGGAGGAUGACAUUGAGCGCUCUCUCACUGCUGCUCAGCUGGGCGAGCAAGCAGCGGCCGGGGCCCGAGGACGGCGGCGUCAACAUCGUCUGCUGCGACUUCGUGGGCGCCAGUCAGUUCUGCUCGCUCGUGGUCGGCCUGAACUACAAGCUCCUGGGCGGACCCAGCACGCCCGCCGCCCGCGGGACACCGGGGGAAGGUGCUGAUGGCCGUUGUCAUGGCAACCGGGCCGGUAAGGGCCGUGUCUGAGAUCCAGCAUACACAAAAAGAAAAAAAAAAACAACUUAGCCCAUUUUUCUCACAAAAAAAUGUCCCAACAACUCUCCCUGUGUUUUUUCCUCCUGUUCACGCUGGUGAGUCUGUGUCUAUAAACUGUGAACGCGCCGUCAACGAUGGCACACCACCGAAUACGUCUGAUCAUCUCAACAUGUUGCACGUUAAUGUUUCACUCUCAGCUCUUGCACUUGGCGCACGGCAUCACCACUGUAUCAUUUUCAAAUUGCACGUAGACAGAUUUUCGGGCGACACUGGCGACCCAGUAUUCAUCAGUUUUCAGCAGUAUACAAACAUGAAAUAGAUGGUUUAUAACACAGUGUAAUGUAGCUGUAUGCGGCACAUUUGCAGUUUUCACCGAUGUGCGGAAUUUUUCAACAAUUGUACCAUGUUGUCGUUAACUGUCUGCCUCCACUCUUGUGGCUACAGGAGCAGCUGUUGACAAAUACAUAAACACGUACAUCGGCUCACAAAUACACAAGUGUGUUAAACCAUUUAUUGAAUGUUUAUAAAGUGCUUAAAGUAUUGCCAUUUUUCUUUGUGUACUUCAAUUUUGUACUUUAAAAAAAAAAAAAAUUAUUUAAUUUUACCGCAUGUGAAUUCAGAUGUUGGCAUUUGGAAAAUGCACUUUCUUA